Lolium perenne is the source of this 465-nucleotide messenger RNA. RefSeq lists its product as uncharacterized. The record is from RefSeq and is a predicted model, not a curated record. Gene Ontology annotation, cellular component: nucleus. Gene Ontology annotation, molecular function: phosphoric diester hydrolase activity; double-stranded DNA 3'-5' DNA exonuclease activity; DNA-(apurinic or apyrimidinic site) endonuclease activity. Lineage: Eukaryota; Viridiplantae; Streptophyta; Magnoliopsida; Poales; Poaceae. Gene Ontology annotation, biological process: base-excision repair.
AUGUUCUGGAACAUCCGUGGUUUCGGCGUUAGGGGGCGCCGGACCAUGCUCAAAGACUACCUCCGCAAACACCGGAUCGACAUCGUUUGCCUUCAAGAAACUAUAGAACAGGACUUUACGGAUCAGGAGCUCAGAAGCCUCGAAGUGGGAGAGACCUUUGUCUGGUGCUGGUUGCCUGCCUCAGGGAGAUCAGGCGGUAUGCUUAUGGGCUUUAGGGAAAGCAUGUUUGAGAUCGGUGCGAUUGACACUGGUCGUCACUUCGUUUCCGUGGACGUCAUCCUCAGACCUGCCAGGCUCUCUCUCAGGAUCUUUGGAGUCUAUGGCCCGGCUGACCAUGCGCUCUCAGCUUCUUUCCUCCAGGAGCUUUCUAUCGAAGUACAGAACACCCCUUUGGCCAUUAUCAUGGGUGGGGACUUCAAUCUUCUCAGAACGGAGCAGGACAAGAACAAUGACAGGAUCAACUAG